Didymodactylos carnosus is the source of this 879-nucleotide messenger RNA. NCBI's taxonomy places the organism in Eukaryota, Metazoa, Rotifera, Eurotatoria, Philodinida, Philodinidae. The record is from the annotation of a GenBank genome assembly.
AUGUUUUGCAACAAACACUAUUUGCAACACCGAGAAAUGACAGAUAAACAAUUCGAUCGACUUAUAGAACAACAUGCGCUUUUUCAACAAGAUUUAAAUUCGACGCAAUACAAAACUCACUCUCACUUGAUACAAGAAAUCGAUGAAUGGCAACAAAAGAUGUUCGACGAGAUAGACAAAACAGUUAAGCGACAACAAAAUUUGACACAAAUACUGAAUAAAGAAAAAGAAAUAAAACGCAGAUUUACACUGAUAACACAUGAUUUACGUGUGAAACAAUCAACACGUGACUAUGAUGAAAGCGAUGUCCACGAAUGGAAACGACAUUUAGCACAAUUAGAAGUACAACUGAAACAACUGCAAACAUCAAACAUCAGCAAAAUUCAGUUGAAUUUAAACACAUCUAACGAUUUCACAAAAAUUAUCGAUCUAGUCAUCGAGAAUACUGAAUCUAUCUCUGCACCUCAUAGCCCACACGAACUGCUAUUCAGAGGUGGAGUAUUACUGAAUGACAAACAGCAUCAGCUAAAACUCAAUGAAUUUUCUGGUCGAGAAAAUCAACGCUGGACCUUGAUUUACCAAGGCACACGAGAUGGCUUUGCCGCACAAGAUUUCCAUCGUCACUGCGAUGGAAAAGGUCCAACGGUCACACUUCUUCAAUCUAAGGCAGGCGGUUAUCUCUUUGGCGCAUAUACUACCGUAUCUUGGAGUUCACAACGUGGCUACAGACAGGACUCACAAGCAUUUCUCUUUACACUCACCAACUUCCAAUCACAAAGUUCAUUUCUAACACCAACUGCAACAAACACGCAGUAUGUCAUAACCAGCACUACGGACGGACAUUCGGCAGCUCCACACGUUUACCACGCCAUCCUUUGA